AUGUCGAUGACGCGUGAGCUGAAGGACAGGCAGAUCACGACCGGCGCAAUCAGGACCCAGGAGCGACAAGAAACAUUCGACACUGUCAAGGGAGUGACAGACUCCGCCUGGAGAGAAGAGGUUGCAAGUGUGAGGGCGCCAACUGCCAUGGCGAAACAAGAGGGGGAUGGCAUGGUUCGCAGCACCCUGAAACGCACCGUGCACGCCUAUCGGGCUAUUGGUCUCAGCGCGUCGCGCUAA
Messenger RNA from Parastagonospora nodorum SN15, 240 nucleotides. RefSeq lists its product as hypothetical. The transcript has 2 exons. Bases 1 to 240 code for a protein of 79 amino acids. NCBI's taxonomy places the organism in Eukaryota, Fungi, Ascomycota, Dothideomycetes, Pleosporales, Phaeosphaeriaceae. The record is from RefSeq and is a predicted model, not a curated record.